CCAGAAAUAUGUAGCAUAGCCAGUGAGAGAAACAAAAUGACAGGUUUUGGCCCCAUUCAACAAGCCUAUCCUUACCUUCUUAAGACAAUUUAGAGAGCGGGGCUGGAGCAAACAAGUAAGGCCUUCUCUUCUAGCUAUGAGCAGUCACUGAAGAAUGUGUCAGCAUGUCAAAUAUAGAAUGGUGGGUGUUGUUUUAUUAUUAUUAUUAACCUGAAGAAAAGAGAAAGAAAACGUCCCAAUUUGUGUCCCAUUGCUUGAUAAAGGGCGAGUAGGUGGAAACAUCAGGCGUUAAGGGGACACCUUGUUCUAUCUAGCCUGAAAAUAGACGAGAAAUGCCGGGCUUCUGCGCCGCCCACAUCUGCCGUGCAAACUCGAAAGUAGUAACAGCUAGAGUGGAAAAAAAUAUCCACAGAAAUUGCAGCCGCAGCAGCUGCUCCCUUCCAAGCCUUCCCGGUGUACAAAAGGGGCUUUCUCUCGCCCCGACACAUUUGACAAACUCCUUCCUUCCUUCCUUCCACGAUUUUUGCGGCCGCCCGCAGGCACGGAAAUGCCCCAAGCGUCGCUGUGCCGGCUGUCUCGAGCGCGGUGGGACCCGCUGCCUCACAAAACGCAUCCCGAGCUCAGCGGGCGCGUGUCCUAGUCAUUAAAACACACACAAAAGAGAAGUCAAGCGAAGCAGCGGCGCCCGUAAUAGGAAAGCGAAGGGAAUAUAUAGCCCUUGGCUUGGCGCACGCCGCGCUCUAGCUAAACGGCAUGGGAGGCGGAGGGGUGUAAUGGCAGAGCCUGCGGUCGCCACUGGGCUAAACGCCGCCGCCUCUCGGCCACCCCCACCCCCUCCACCUUGACUGGCGAGCCGAGCGCUUGGGAGCUUCGACGCCGGUGACGCGGGGCGCGCGGCGCUCUAGCCUAAGGUGGCCGCCAUAGCCGCGGUUGCUGUUGCUAGGCGACGGGAGGGCGGGAAGGACGGGGCGAGGCUCCUCCUCGUUUCCUUCCCUCGCGCCGCCUUGUGGGUUUGUGGAGCCGCUGCCUCUCGCUUCUUGCCGCCAGUCCUGCUCUGGGGAGGCGAGGGAAGCUGGCGCGGCAGGGUUGGCGGCCGGGGUUUCGGUGUGUCGAAAGCCCGGGCGCGUUUCCCCUUUGCCGGGCCCCUCUCUAUCCGCUCCGACGAAGCACGAGUAGCGUCCGCACCCUUUCCGGAAAUUCCCGGGCGGAUCGUACAACGGGGCUCUUUUCGUGGUCGAGGUUCGGAUGCCUUUUUAACCGGUCUAGCUCGCCUCGAACGGGGGAGCUGAGCUGAGUUACGGCGGCAUUCAGAGUCGGGUUCGGGCGACCCUUUUGUCCCGGCCCCGCUUGCAAACUGUCCGGGCCCGGGAGGAACUUUCGUCCUUCCAGCCACCCGCCGGGUAGGCAGCGGGGCCGGGACUUUUCACCAACGUGGCCAGAACUUGAUUGUUGGAGCGGCCGUUGACGUUGGGCCGGUGCGCGUCGGAGGAGACCCGGGGCUGAUCUCUUGGGGCUGUUUUCCGCCUGGCGUAGGAUGGCGAUGAAGCUGAGCCGGCAGUUCACGAUAUUCGGCAGCGCGAUCUUCUGCGUGGUGAUCUUCUCCCUCUACCUGAUGCUGGAUCGGAGCCACUUGGACAGCCCCAAGAACCACCGCCGGGAAGGCUCCUUCCCCCAGGGUCAGCUUUCAAUACUGCAAGAGAAAAUAGACCACUUGGAACGUUUGCUGGCGGAAAACAAUGAAAUUAUUUCAAACAUAAGAGAUUCUGUGAUCAAUUUGAGUGAAUCUGUCAAAGAUGGACAACAUAAUCCAGAAGUGUUAAACUUUAAUCAAAGAAAUUUUUCAGAAGUAUUGCCUCUUGCCACUGCAUAUCUUUCAAUUGAGCCUGAAGAUUGUCAGUUUGCUUCAAAGAUUGGAAGUCAAGCUUCAGAUGUUCAAAUGCUGAAAGUCUAUGACAUUCUUCCUUUUGAUAAUCCAGAUGGUGGAGUUUGGAAGCAAGGGUUUGACAUCACUUAUGAUGAACAUGAGUGGGAUGAUAAACCUCUUCAAGUUUUUGUUGUACCUCACUCACAUAAUGAUCCAGGUUGGCUGAAGACAUUUGAUGACUACUUCAGAGAUCAGACACAACAUAUUCUCAAUAACAUGGUUCUUAAACUUCAAGAAGAUAAAGGAAGGAAAUUUAUGUGGUCUGAAAUCUCUUAUUUUUCAAAGUGGUGGGAUGGAAUAGAUAGUCAGAAGAAGGAUGCUGUGAAAAGGUUAAUAGAAGAUGGCCAAUUUGAAAUUGUAACUGGAGGUUGGGUCAUGCCUGAUGAAGCUUCUCCUCAUUAUUUUGCUUUAAUUGACCAACUGAUAGAAGGACACCAGUGGCUAGAGAAAGCUGUAGGAGUAAAGCCAAAAUCUGGCUGGGCAGUUGAUCCAUUUGGACAUUCACCAACUAUGGCUUAUCUUCUAAAACGUGCUGGAUUUUCCAAUAUGCUAAUACAGAGAGUUCAUUACUCAGUUAAAAAACAUCUUGCAACCCAGAAAGCACUAGAAUUCUUUUGGAGACAGAGUUGGGAUUUGGGAUCUGAUACAGAUAUUCUCUGCCAUAUGAUGCCUUUCUAUAGCUAUGAUGUUCCUCAUACUUGUGGGCCAGAUCCUAAAAUCUGCUGCCAAUUUGAUUUUAAGCGACUUCCUGGGGGAAGAGUUAGUUGCCCCUGGAGAGUUCCUCCAGAAGCUAUUCAUUCUGGAAACGUUCAGCACAGGGCAUGGAUGAUUUUAGAUCAAUACAGAAAGAAGUCAAAGCUUUUCCGUACCAAUAUUUUAUUGGCUCCACUAGGAGAUGAUUUUCGCUAUAGUGAAAGUUCGGAAUGGGAUCAGCAAUAUCAGAAUUAUCAGAAGUUGUUUGAUUAUAUGAAUUCUCAUCCUGAGUUCCAUGUGAAGGCUCAGUUUGGAACGUUAUCAGAUUAUUUUGAAGCGCUACAUAAAGCUGGCAAAUUGGAUGGAAAGAGCGGUAAUUCAGUGUUCCCUGUUUUGAGUGGAGAUUUUUUCACCUAUGCAGACAGAGAUCAUCAUUAUUGGAGCGGAUAUUUUACAUCACGACCUUUCUACAAGCGCUUUGAUAGAGUUCUAGAAUCAUAUUUAAGAACUGCAGAAAUUCUAUAUUCUUUGGCUGUGGUACAAUCCAAAAAGUUUGAGAAAACAAAAAUGUUUCCUUCAGUAGACUACUAUAGAUUGCUGACAGAGGCGAGAAGAAAUCUGGGACUUUUUCAGCAUCAUGAUGCUAUCACAGGAACUUCAAAAGAUUGGGUGGUUGUAGAUUAUGGCACAAGGCUUUUUCAUUCAUUAAUGAACUUGAAGGAGAUCAUCACUGAAUCCGCUCACAUUCUUAUUCUGAAGGACAAAGAAAUGUAUAGCUACAACGCAGCAACACCAUUCUUUACAAUGGAUAUUACUCAAUCUUCACAAGACUCUUUGCCACAUAAGACUGUCAUACAGCUGGGAAAACAGCCAAGGCACGUUUUGAUUUAUAACCCUUUGGAACAAGAACGUUCAUCGGUGGUUUCACUCUAUGUGAAUACACCUAGAGUUAAAGUACUCUCUCCAUCUGGAAAAGCAGUUGUGGUCCAACUUAGUGCAGUAUGGGAUGGAACAUCUAAAAUAUCACAUGAUACAUACCAGAUCUCUUUCUUAGCUCAAUUACCUCCUUUGGGUUUUGGAGUUUAUGAGCUUCUAGAGGGACUGAAUUCAGAAACUGGACUUGCUGAUUAUAAUCUGUACCAUAAUGAUAAAGCUAAGUUAGUCAAGCCAUACAGAAUAUUUACUGUUAAAGAGAUACAGAACGCUUUGGAUGAGAUCAUGUUAGAGAAUCAUUACAUGAAAAUCUGGUUCUCUGGGAAUUCUGGACUUGUUGAGAAAGUAAAUACAAAAGACGAUAAUAAAAACUAUCGGGUAAAGUUGGAGUUUGCUUGGUAUGGAACUUCCAGUAACAGAGAUAAAAGUGGAGCUUAUCUCUUCCUGCCAGAUGGAGAGGGCAAGCCUUACGUUUUUUCUGAUCCACCUAUCAUACGAGUGACACAUGGGAUAAUUUUUUCUGAAGUUACUACUUUUUUCAGUCAUGUGACACACACUGUACGACUUUAUAAAGUUCACGGAUUAGAAGGUCAGUCUCUUGAAAUAUCCAAUAUUGUGGACAUAAGAGGAGAAUACAAUCGUGAGAUUGCAAUGAGAAUUUCAUCUGAUAUAGAAAGCCAUAAUAAAUUUUAUACUGACCUCAAUGGAUAUCAGAUUCAGCCUAGACAGACAAUGAGUAAAUUGCCUCUUCAAGCAAAUUUUUAUCCAAUGUCUACAAUGGCUUAUAUACAAGAUAGCAAGAUUCGCUUGACCCUUCAUUCUGCUCAGUCUCUUGGAGUUGCAAGUUUAAAAAGUGGCCAGUUAGAGGUUAUCAUGGAUCGUCGACUUAUGCAAGAUGAUAAUAGAGGCUUGGGGCAAGGUGUACAGGACAACAAAAUAACAGCUAAUCUGUUUCGACUUCUGCUGGAGAAAAGAAAUGAAGUAAAUAUGAAAGAAGAACAGUCACCUGUCAGCUACCCUUCUCUACGCAGUCAUAUAACAUCAUCUUUUAUAAAUCAUCCUGUGAUUCCAAUGAUUACUUCUGCAGGCAGCUUUAUCCCUUCACUUUUGAAUACUUUUUCUCCUUUAAUUUCAUCUAUGCCAUGUGAUAUGCAUAUAGUUAACCUGAGGACAAUACAGUCAAAGACAGAUUCGGGGCCAUCUGAAGAAGCUGCCUUGAUUUUUCACAGAAAGGGUUUUGAUUGUAGAUUUGCAAACACAGACUUAGGGCUCCUUUGUUCCACCACUCAGGGAAAGUUAAGGGUGUACAAACUCUUUAACAAAUUCCAUGUGGAAAGCCUAAUACCUACGUCCCUAUCUUUGAUGCAUUCAUCUCCAGAUGCCAGAAAUAUCAGUGAGAUUAAUAUGAAUCCUAUGGAAAUUAACACAUACAGAAUUCAAUUGAGAUGAAACCUGAUGUUUGGACUUGGAUACUAAAGAAGAAUAUACAAUUCUAUGUCUUCUCAAAGAUUGAUGUGCAAUAAGAAGCACAUUUUAAUCCCGGCUUCUAGAUACUAUGACAAUGCAUUCAUUUGAUCUUAAAUGCCAUAAAAGCCAUGAUGCAAACAGUUUUUCUUAUUCUCUAAUAAAAUGCCAACACCAGUAUACAUGAAUACAAGAACUGAGGGAGAAACAAAGGAUAUUAUCUCUCAUCAACAAAAUGAAUCUCAGGUUAAAUAUUAGUUUAUGACUUCUAAGUUCAUAAUUUGUACCUGAAAGGGAGCUAACACUGAAUUUAAAUUGUUUUCUGAUCCCUGUCUGACUCUUAAAUACAUACAUUGUUGAAAUCACAGUUGGAGAUUGAACCUGAAAAUUCUCUGGUGAAGCUAUUGUCCAAAUACUUGUAAAGACUUCUAUAAAUUAUUAUUUCAGCUUUUCCACAAGGAGUCUGCAUUUAUCCCACUCUAUCUAACUCUAGAGUGAAAUCCAAGAACCUUUGAGAAAUGUGGAAGAUUUUAAUAUUAGCCAACCAUCGUGAACUGUGGAACUUAAUUCUGGAAUUAUACAUCUUUUUUGGAAAAUAUGUUGAAUCUGUUUUGUUACUUGACACAUUGGGAUACGUGCAAUUACUCCAGAAUACAGAAUAAGGAAGAUGGAAGUCUGAGUACAAGGUUUUUUUUACUGAAUACUUGGAUACUAAUGCUCUCUGAAUUGUGUUUUCUAUUUCAAUUUAACCUUAUCAAAAUAAAUGUGCCUUAUUUUUUUGUAUAAGUGUUGUUACUUUUUAUGUGUCCAUACAAGAAACAGGACAAAGUGGGGUUAACAGUUAAAAGAAACUGUUCCUUUUAAUUGACAGUAAUGGCCACAUUCUGAUCUACUGCAGCCUAUGUGACCUAAUGGUGCUCUGAACACUAUGAAUGUAGAAAAAAUAAGCUUAUAAAACAAAUACAUGAAUAAAAAAUGAAAAAUUAAUCAUUUGCUGGCAAAUAAACAUUUGAAGGCUGGCAGAAAUUUGUCGUGCAUUACAACAUCAUGUGCCUCUCUUUAAAAUACUGUUGUACAAACUCAGUAUUUAUGGUUAUUGUAGCCAAUUUAGCUUCUUUGCAUCAAGCAUUUUAUGUUAAGUUCUUGAAGCCAUGUGGCUUUAAAAUUUUCAUCUCUAAAGCUUUUUUUUUUAAGAAUUAUUUAAAGCUGCAGUCCUAUUAAACCAUUGAAAACGAUUGCAAUCUAGUACCUUCUAGGUAUUUUAGACUUCAGCUGCUGUCACUCCCAUUGAAAAAAGCAAACAACAAGGGGUUGUGUGUGGAAGUUAUAGUCCAGAGUAUCUAAAGGACAUCAGUUGGUAUUUUUUGCUGUAAGAACAUUAAGUUCUGUUGAGCUUAAUGGACUUCAGUCAAGAAAUGUACUGUAUAAGCUUGCGCAAUAAAUUGUAGUUCAGUACGAUUCUAGUUUAUUUCAUUUUUUAAGUUCCUUUAAAACAAAUAACUCGAGUAUUGCUUUUAGGUUCAUAUAUUUUGUACUCUAUUCAAUAUAUGUGUGUAUUAUUAAUUUAGCCACCGUUCCAAACUUUUAAUACAUUUUAUCAUAUUCAGUGUUGAAGGUCCCCAUUAUAGUUUCUCUACUUCAGUUAUAGGAGAGUGUCAUCUGUGCUAUUAAAAAGUCAGAGAGCAUAAGGAACUGAAAAUAAAUUUAUGCAAUAAGUGUACACCUUUGAAUACUUUUAUUUUAAUGGAAUUUUAAGUGCAGAACCUUUCUGUCACUGUUACUUACAGUUGUCAUAGAACUAUAUGUUUUAUAGGUUGCCCCUCCCAAAAUUAUUCAGCAUAUUAUACCAAUAACCAUUUCAUAAGUGUUUAUCUUUUUACUGUAGAAUGUUUUAAUUUUUUUUUUACCCAAAGUUGUUUAGGAGUUGGAUCACCUAUAAAUUAAGUAAAAUAAGUAAAUGUUAAAUAGUAAAAUAAGCACCAAUAACAUAAUUAUAGUAUGACUAGCAUAAAGCUAGUAAUACUAGUUCCUAGUUCCUUCCAGAUAUUUAAAAGUUAGAUUCUUACAGUCUUUAUAUGGGAGUUCUAAGCUAGGACAUCUGGAAGGCAUUGGACUAGGCAGGAUUGUAGCUGAAUAGGAAUGGAACUUAUGUUGUAUAUACUUCCUGAAUCUUUAUGCCAUACAGAAAACAACCAAAUGACAAAAGAUUUGCUCAAUACUGAGAAAUGCCUAGUAUUCUUUUUAAUAUGUUUUAAAUACAACUCUACAAAUUUUCCUCCCGUAUAGGUGAUUUUAUUAUGCUAAAACAGUGCCCACAUCCAAAUCUUGCUGUCAAAACUUAAUUUUAAAAGAUUGCAUUGAAAAUUUGGUCACCUCUUGUGGGGAACCUGAUUGCAAAGGGGAUCUGCAGUCCUAUCCUAAACCCACCUAAUAAUUAUUGAAUCUAAUGUAUCUUUCUAGUAAAGGAUUCUGAUCUUUGUUUUAUGACUUUUAAAGUCUUAAACUGUACAAUCAUGUCUAAAUUAUUAACUAUACUUUGCUUUAUUUCAUAAUACGGCCUUUUGCAAUAGUAGUAAUUGAUUGUAUACAUUCUGAAGUCCAAUUUGUAGCAUUUAUUUCUCUAGGAAAUUGAUAACUUCUCAGUUUUUUGUGGUAUAAUUUCUAGUACCUAUGCAGAUAUGAUCCAGAGUUUGCCCCCCAAAAACAAAAUUCUUUCAUAGUAAGCAUAUGAUCUAAAAGAAGGAACUUUCUAAUGAAUUGAGAGAUCAUUUUUGUUGAUUUCUCCUUGCAACCUCUUUAAAUCUGUUCUAGAAAGAUUGGGAGUCUUUGGAGUAGUUUAGGUGGAGUGAUUAAUGGGGAAGGGAAUUGAUGAAAAUUGCUUCGCUUCAUGUCUCUGUAAAUGAAAGCAUUAUGAGCAAAAGUCUGUUCAAGGGAUGCUACCGCUGGUAAAUUCUGGAUCCCAUCUUGGGUAUUUUAAUAUCAGUUUGUAUAUACCACAUAUUAAGCAGUUAAAAGAUUGUAUUUGCUGCCCUUAGUAAAGCUGAAACCAAAUUUCUGUAGGAAUGUUGUGGAUUUUGAAUAUUCCUUUACAUUUUGAUUUUUUUUGAAACCAACUGGUUUAAUUUGAAUGAUCAUUUUCAUAUCUUUAUUUUCCAUAUAUUUUUUCUUCUUGCAGGGGGGAGUGUAAAGUGUUGCCAAUAAAAAUUCUGUUAUGAUAACCAUG
Messenger RNA from Ahaetulla prasina, 8237 nucleotides. It is a transcript of the gene MAN2A1, whose product is annotated as mannosidase alpha class 2A member 1. Gene Ontology annotation, biological process: N-glycan processing; mannose metabolic process; protein deglycosylation. Lineage: Eukaryota; Metazoa; Chordata; Lepidosauria; Squamata; Colubridae. The record is from RefSeq and is a predicted model, not a curated record. Gene Ontology annotation, cellular component: Golgi membrane. Bases 1535 to 4999 code for a protein of 1154 amino acids. Gene Ontology annotation, molecular function: alpha-mannosidase activity; carbohydrate binding. The transcript is spliced from 22 exons.